AUGGAACCCAAUAAAAUGCCUGCUGUCCACCAUUGCCCCUCAGACUCUGCCACAGGGGGUGAGACUGGAGCCCCCCAGGGUACAGAGCUUAUCCCCAGGAGAGCUAUCAGUCGCUCUCCAACCUGUGCCCGCUGCCGCAACCAUGGUGUCACUGCCCACCUGAAAGGCCACAAGCGCCUCUGCCUCUUUCAGGCUUGCGAGUGUCGCAAAUGUGUCCUCAUCUUGGAGCGCCGAAGGGUCAUGGCUGCCCAGGUGGCCUUGCGUAGGCAGCAGGAGGCACAGCUAAAGAGGCACCUGGCUCAAGGACUGAUGGGGAGAGGGGCAGCCCCUCCCAAAGCUCCCAGCCAUGUCAAGAAGGGAGCCACUCGACCAGGGGUCUCCCCUGGAAAGGAGAACAUAGCACCCCAGCCUGAGAGCCCCCAUGGGGCAGUCCCACAGGCACUGACACCUCCUGGGAAGAAUUCCCAGGGACCUCCGCUGCUCAGCCGUCCCCCAGAAGCCUUGCCUUUGCCCUGGACUCCGGUGCGUCUAGGCCCUAGGGCCCCUGGACACUGGCUGCCUCCAGGCCUUUCCAUGCCACCCCCAAUGGUGUGUCGCUUGCUAUGCCAAGAACCUGCAGUCCCUCUGCAUCCCUUCCCUGGCUUUGACCCUGGCACCUCCAUCCGGCUGCCCACUCUUGGACCCCUCCCAACCUGCCCAGGAUCUCGCCCAAUACUGAUGGCUCAUCUUUCUGGAGAAUCCCAAGGGCCCUCUGCCCUGCCCCACACAUGCUCAACUCUGAUACUCCAGCCCUGUGGCACCCUAGACCCUCUUCUGCUGCAACCACAGGCCCCCGGAGCCUCUCGCCUGACAUGGACCUCUGCCCCCUCAGAGCGGCAGCUGCAGCGGGAGGCAGCUGAGGCUCUUGUGGGGCUGAAAGAUUCGUCCCAGGCUCCCCGCCUGACCCCUUCUGUCUCCCCCAACCCUGCCUGGAUCUCCCUGCUCCACCCUUGUGGCCCACCAGCUCCUGCUGGAGGAAGAGGAUUCCAGCCUGUUGGCGCCUCUCUCCGACCCAGCCCAGCCCCCUCCGUGGCUCUGCAUAUUGGGCAUCUGGGGUCCAUCUCCCUCCUAAGCUAG
Molecule: messenger RNA, 1116 nt
Organism: Equus quagga
Lineage: Eukaryota; Metazoa; Chordata; Mammalia; Perissodactyla; Equidae
Gene: DMRTC2
Product: DMRT like family C2
Exons: 8
Coding region: 1-1116 (371 amino acids)
Biological process (GO): regulation of DNA-templated transcription
Cellular component (GO): nucleus
Molecular function (GO): sequence-specific DNA binding
Source: RefSeq, a predicted model, not a curated record